This is a messenger RNA of Suillus clintonianus, 2172 nucleotides long. RefSeq lists its product as uncharacterized. The record is from RefSeq and is a predicted model, not a curated record. Lineage: Eukaryota; Fungi; Basidiomycota; Agaricomycetes; Boletales; Suillaceae. The annotation marks the transcript as partial. The transcript is spliced from 7 exons.
CCUGGUGAUGCUAACGCCUAUGUAGAAAUACUGAAAAAAUGCUGGGCAACAGGAUCACGACUAGAGCUUCUGACAUCACAUAUCCUGAAGUAUGCGAGCAGCCUCGCAGAAAGUCAAACCCUCGUACCGACUCACCGUGCAAACGACUACCUAGAUAUCAUUGUGAACGACUAUUUCACGUGUUUUCAUUGGAAACUCAAGGUCUCAGAGGAACUGCCAUCCGACGUGUCUCCCGUAUCUCACUGUUCUGAGACGCUCACCCCGUUAGAAUCCCUUCAAAAGCAGCGCAAAAUUACAGCCAUGCGCAAGACUCUACGUAAUUGGUUUGACAACCGUUCCAAAGCUGUGCGCAAGGUCGGCCCCCGCAUGAAACCCGAGAACAAUCCAUGGCCAUGUCUUCUUUCCCAGUUGUCCAGCGUCUCACUACACAAGCCCAGAACCCUGCAAGCUCAACAGCAGUGGUCCAAGGAUUUCUACGAAAGCAUUGUGAAAGAAAGGUUCGAGGCACAGUGGGAACUUUCAUCUUGCCCUCCGGCAGAGAAACCCUCGUUCCGCGAACAUGUCAUGCGGACUAUUUUUGAGGAGCAAGAACCAUCGGUCAUCAAAAAAUAUGAAGCACUCGCCCAGACAGAAGGCAAAGAGGCGGUCAAGAAAUGUAAGGCCUCGUUGGAAAGCUCUCCUCCUACUGACCCAGUUUCUCGUCAAGCUGCUCUCGAUAGACUUGCGUCAUUUGCAGGACCUCUGCUAUCUGGAAUCUCAUGUGCGCUGGGCAUGCACGUCACCCUGAUGGUUGGCGGACCCGAACCGCGCAAGCAAGGCAAAAUUAGUGUAAUCAGCAUGCACGAGGGUGUCAAUCUUCAACCACAGCCGGGAAAUUGGCAGACGGCUAACAAGGAAAAAUUCAAGAUCGUCACCAAGCUUUUUCAGGAAUUUCUCAAUGGCUGCUACACCGAAGAGGAUCGCUGUGAUCGGAAGUUUCCAGACACUCCCGCCAAAGACCUGGAAGAUUCUGACGGUCUCCUAGCACAUCCCAACUCUGACACCGCCAUGGCAGAAGAGACGACAUUAACCACAUCGACCAAUGACAAAGGAAAGGCAGUCAAAUGGCCUGCCAAGAGCAAACGACGCUUGACAGCAGUUCACGACGACAACGGUGAAGUAACCACCGAUACGGACUCUCCGGAUGGAUCGGAUCCCGAUGAUGACGAUGACGAUCAGUCUCCAGCCGACGGGAUAUGGGAGUACCGCCGUUCUCAACUCCCCCACUCGGCAGCCCGCCUCACCUAUGUCAACCGUCGCACUGGCAGCCCUAUCACAACCAAGAAGGGCCCUUCCGAUAUCAAUUUUAGGCAUUUUGUUCCUUCCAGCAAUGCACACACCAACGGAACUCUCAUCCUGGCUGGGGACACCAACCAAAUUCCUAAUUCAGUUGGAGCAGAACGCAGUAGAUCGGCACUGCCCUCGGAUUCUGAACCACCUCUUCCUGAAGUGGCAAAUUCACAGCCUACUCCCGCUUCCCCUUCAGAACCGCCUACGCGAGUUUCGGGGCUUCUUCUAUCCCCUCGUGUAGACAACGCCAUCUGCUCACUCGCUCAGGACAGUCAGAAUGAUGAUAUUGAUUCACAGCCCACUCCCGUGUCCCCUUCAGAACCGCCUAUGCAAGAUUUGGAACUUCUUCUAUCCCCUCGUGUAGACAACGCCGUCUGCUCACUCGCUCAGGACACGAUCGAAUAUCUCACCGCCCCCCAACUUCCCUCUCGAUAUAAUGCUCUACUCACAACUUUUUUAGAGCUUGAGAAGUCUUCUGGAUUCUCGUCUGGGAAGGGUACUGCCUCUCUCAGCAGCAAAGAUCGCCCACUUGCAAUUCACUGGUGGAUUUCCCGUGCACAUACAGGCCAGCCGCCUAUCCCCGAGAACUUCGGCACAGCAUGCUGGAGUUGGUGGUGUGGGAUUCAGCCCACGUGGGGGAACAUAUCGCCAUCCAAUGAAGUCCCUCGCCAUAAUGGUAAUGAUUGGAGUCUUCUCGACAAACCCAGGAAAAACGGCUUCUGGAGUGUAUUGGCCGCGCUAAAAUGGUGGGGUUGUGCUAACAGUACUGGAUGCGACGACCCCCUUUGGCAUACAGCUGUAGACGAUGUAAAAUGGGUGAUGGAAUGUAUCACAGAAUCUCGC